AUGGCCAGGUCUUCCACACUUCUUCUUUUGGCCAGUCUGGCCCUCCUGAGCAGACAUGCGGCUCUCGCCAAUUUCAGCUUCCCAGAUUGCAUCUCAGGGCCACUCGCCAACAAUUCCGUGUGCAACGCCUCAUUAGACACAGAUCCUACCACACGCGCAAAGGCCUUGGUUUCGGUACUCACCACGGCCGAGAAGAUCAAUGCCACAAUCUCUACAUCCCCUGGCGUUCCCAGGCUCGGACUGUCCGCCUACGAGUGGUGGAACGAGGGCCUCCACGGCAUAGCUGACUCGCCAGGCGUGACGUUUAACUCGGACAAUGCAUCUGAGUUUGGCUCGGCCACAUCGUUCCCCCAGCCCAUCACCAUGGGCGCAGCCUUUGACGACGAUCUCAUCUACGCAGUAGCCACCGUCGUGUCCACUGAGGCCCGCGCCUUCAGCAACAACGGCAGGGCAGGCCUGGAUUACUGGACGCCCAACAUCAACCCCUUCCGCGAUCCUCGCUGGGGACGAGGCCAGGAAACACCUGGCGAAGACCCCUUCCACCUCUCCUCGUACGUCAAGAGCCUGAUCGCCGGGCUUCAGGGCACAGACGACGCUGAGGGCAGUGUCAAUGGCACGUACAAGAAGGUCGUGUCUACCUGCAAGCACUUUGCAGGGUACGAUGUCGAGUCCUGGGACGGCAACUACAGGUACCAGUUCGAUGCGUCCAUUUCUACACAGGACAUGGUCGAGUAUUACCUGCCGUCCUUCCAGGCCUGUGCACGCGAUGCUAAGGUCGGAGCGUUCAUGUGUUCGUACAAUGCCGUCAACGGUGUGCCCACUUGUGCAGACGACUGGCUCUUGAACGACGUCCUGCGAGACCACUGGAACUGGUCUGCCACCACCGAGGGCUGGGUGACCAGCGACUGUGACGCGGUGCAGAACGUUUUUCUCCCACACCGCUGGGCCGACUCCAGGGCCGCAGCAGCAGCAGCAUCUCUCAAGGCCGGCACCGAUCUCAACUGCGGAACCUACUACUCACAUCACCUGGGCGAGGCGUAUGAUCAAGGUCUCGUCAAUGACACAGACCUUGACACCGCGCUCACAAGACUCUAUUCCAGCCUCGUCAGACUAGGCUUCUUUGAUUCUGCCGACGACCAGCCAUAUCGGUCGCUGGGCUGGGAAGACGUGAACACCCCCGAGGCGCAAACCUUGGCCUAUCUCGCCUCAGUCGAGGGCACAGUGCUGCUGAAGAAUACCAACAACACCCUGCCGCUCACAACCGACCAACUACAGGGCAAGACAGUCGCCGUGCUGGGCGACUGGGCCGCCGCCACAACCCAGAUGCAGGGCUCAUACUACGGCGUCGCGCCCUAUCUGAACUCACCGCUCUACGCAGUCCAACAGCUCCUCGGCAGCGACAACGUGCUGUACUCUGCCGGCCCCAGCUACGGCGACCCGACGACCAACAGCUGGGACACGAUCUGGGAAGCCGCAGAUGCGGCAGACGUGCUUCUAUACUUUGGCGGCAUCGAUGAUUCCGUCGAGUCCGAGGGCAAUGACCGUGUCAGCAUUGCCUGGACGGGUGCCCAGCUCGACGUGAUUGGCGAGCUGGCACUGUCGGGCAAGCCGCUUGUCGUCGUGCAGAUGGGCGGCGGCCAGGUCGACAGCAGCCCACUCUUGGCCAACCCGGGCGUUGGCGCUCUGCUGUGGGGUGGUUAUCCGGGCCAGGACGGCGGGCCUGCGAUUGUGGAUGUCAUUACUGGGCAGCAGGCGCCUGCAGGAAGGUUGCCGCUCACACAGUAUCCUGCCGGAUACAUUGCCAACGUCUCGAUGACGGAUAUGUCCCUGCGGCCGGACGAGGCGAGUGGUUUUCCUGGGAGGACGUACAGAUGGUAUGACGGCGAGGCUGUCUUCCCAUUUGGUUAUGGGCUGCACUACACCACUUUCACCGCGGAGAUGAGCCUGUCUAGUUCUACGAAGAGCUUCGACAUUGCGAGUUUGACGAGCAACUGCACUGGCGUGGAGUACUUGGACCUGUGCCCAUUUGCCUCGGUUCCUGUGACGGUUCACAACACGGGCAACACUCUGUCUGACUAUGUGGCCCUGCUCUUCCUGAAGGGCGAGUUCGGCCCUACGCCGUAUCCGCUCAAGACGCUCGUGGCGUACCAGCGGGCGCACAACAUCUCGGCGGGUUCAGCAGGCACGGCCACUCUGAAUUUGACUCUGGGAAGUCUGUCAAGGGUGGACGAGGACGGGAACAGAGUUCUUUACCCUGGCAGUUACAGCCUCGAGCUUGAUAUCGAGCCAGGGCUGGCGGUAGUGAACUUUACGCUGACUGGCCAGGAGACGGUCCUCGAUCAGUGGCCUACCGCGCCGACAGGGAGAAAGGGGUCGGGUACGACGGAGGUGGGAGAGGGAUAUUUUGUGGGCGGGUAUGGAACGAUGAAUGAUGCCAGUGGGCAAUCAUAUUUGUCUAGCUGA
This is a messenger RNA of Cryphonectria parasitica EP155, 2463 nucleotides long. RefSeq names its product family 3 glycoside hydrolase. The transcript has 2 exons. Gene Ontology annotation, biological process: arabinan catabolic process; xylan catabolic process. Gene Ontology annotation, molecular function: xylan 1,4-beta-xylosidase activity; alpha-L-arabinofuranosidase activity. Gene Ontology annotation, cellular component: plant-type cell wall. NCBI's taxonomy places the organism in Eukaryota, Fungi, Ascomycota, Sordariomycetes, Diaporthales, Cryphonectriaceae. The record is from RefSeq and is a predicted model, not a curated record. The coding region runs from base 1 to 2463 and encodes 820 amino acids.